This is a messenger RNA of Theobroma umbraticum, 1077 nucleotides long. It is a transcript of the gene APC10, whose product is annotated as anaphase promoting complex 10. The record is from RefSeq and is a predicted model, not a curated record. Lineage: Eukaryota; Viridiplantae; Streptophyta; Magnoliopsida; Malvales; Malvaceae. Gene Ontology annotation, biological process: protein K11-linked ubiquitination; anaphase-promoting complex-dependent catabolic process. Gene Ontology annotation, cellular component: anaphase-promoting complex.
GGGGAGAGAGAAAAAAUCUUAAUUAAGGAGGGUUUUAGUCACUUUUAAAUGGCCGUUUGCAUUUGGGAGGGAAUUGGGGGAUUUUGGUUUUUUGAAUAGUUCAAAUUAGGGUUUGCAUUUUCAAAGAAUGGCUACGGAAUCUUCAGAGUCAGAAGAAGAAGGGAAGAUUACAGGAGGAAAUCAGCACCUAAUCGUCGAAGAUGACCUGAGAGAAAUGGGAAAAAAAGCAGCUUGGAGUGUCAGCUCGUGUAAAACUGGCAAUGGCGUCUCUUCUCUCCGUGACGACAAUCUUGAAACCUAUUGGCAAUCUGAUGGAGCCCAGCCUCAUUUAGUUAACAUUCAGUUCCAGAAGAAGGUUAAGUUGCAACUUGUUGUACUUUAUGUGGAUUUCAAGCUUGAUGAGAGCUACACACCAAGUAAGAUCUGCAUUCGAGCCGGUGAUGGCUUUCAUAAUUUGAAGGAGAUUAAAACUGUGGAACUUGUCAAGCCAACUGGUUGGGUUUAUCUUUCAUUAUCCGGAAAUGAUCCUCGCGAAACUUUUGUCAAUACAUUUAUGCUGCAAAUUGCAGUUUUGUCAAAUCACCUUAAUGGGAGGGAUACUCAUGUGCGCCAGAUCAAAGUUUAUGGGCCUCAACUGAAUCCUAUUCCACACCAACCAUUCCAAUUUACCUCGAGGGAAUUCAUUACAUACUCCACUGUGAGAUAAUAAAUGUGACCUAAUAGCUGGCUUGGGGUUGAAAAGGACAUGGAAUAUCAAAUGUGGAAUCGUGUCUCAGAUUGAAGAGAACUAAGAAUGUCACUGAAAGCAACCAUAUAUUUUUUUAGAACUCAGAGGAGCUUCUCAUAACAAUUUAAAUCUAUAACAUGAUGAUGGUUUUGUAUCAAUCAACAUUUAUAGGAAGAAAAAGAGUUGAUGUCGUCUGUAUUCACUCCCUUAUGCUCGUGCUGAGCAGAUGGUUUAAACUAGCUUGGAUAGUAUCCCAUUUUAGGUUCUUUUUUGGAUCUUUUCUUUUUUCUAAUUCCUUUGCUCAUUGUGACAUUCUAUUAUUUGAGGAAAGGCGACAGAUAUUCGGAUAA